Molecule: messenger RNA, 2369 nt
Organism: Parasteatoda tepidariorum (common house spider)
Lineage: Eukaryota; Metazoa; Arthropoda; Arachnida; Araneae; Theridiidae
Product: pre-mRNA-splicing factor RBM22
Cellular component (GO): Prp19 complex; U2-type catalytic step 1 spliceosome; U2-type catalytic step 2 spliceosome
Molecular function (GO): metal ion binding; pre-mRNA binding; U6 snRNA binding
Source: RefSeq, a predicted model, not a curated record
UUCCCAUUCGUGUGCGAUUAACAGAAAUAGGCAGAAUAAAGCUCCUUACUUCAUCAUGAAAACAUAACAAAAACGGAUUUGAAAUGGCGACUUCUAAAGGAGCAAAUACAUAUAAUCGAUUGAAUUGGGAGGAAGCUGAUUUCCCCGUUCUCUGCCAAACAUGUCUUGGUGAUAAUCCCUACAUUCGUAUGACUAAAGAAAAGUUUGGAAAGGAGUGCAAAAUAUGUUCUCGUCCUUUUACGGUGUUUCGAUGGUGCCCUGGUUCUAGAAUGAGAUUUAAAAAGACUGAAGUUUGUCAAACAUGUAGCAAGCAAAAGAAUGUUUGUCAAACAUGCUUGUUAGAUUUAGAAUUUGGUUUGCCUGUACAAGUACGAGAUUAUGCUUUAAAUUUAAAAGAUGAGAUUCCCAAGUCUGAAGUCAAUAGAGAAUAUUAUUCUCAAAAUAUGGAACGUGAGAUUGCUAAUGCUGAUGGAAGUCAGCCUUUUGGAGCUCUUGGUAAAGCUCCGACUCCUGGUGAUCUUCUUAUGAAAUUAGCUAGAACCACUCCAUACUACAAGAGAAAUCGACCCCACAUAUGUAGCUUUUGGGUCAAAGGGGAGUGUAAACGUGGUGAAGAGUGUCCUUACAGGCAUGAAAAACCUACAGACCCAGACGAUCCAUUAGCCGAUCAAAACAUUAAAGAUAGAUAUUAUGGUGCAAAUGAUCCUGUCGCAGAUAAACUACUAAGACGAGCAUCAGCUAUGCCAAAACUUGAAACACCUGAAGAUAAGACAAUAACUACUUUAUAUGUUGGAAAUCUUGGAGAAAAGAUUACUGAGAAGGAAUUAAAGGACCAUUUCUACCAAUAUGGAGAAAUACGCUCCAUAACUUUAUUGACUAAACAACAGUGUGCAUUCAUCCAAUUUACGACAAGGCAAGCUGCAGAACUUGCUGCGGAAAAAGCUUUUAAUAAGUUGAUUCUAAGUGGACGUAGACUAACCAUCAAAUGGGGUAGAUCGCAAGCUAAAAUUAGCACUAAUACUUCUAAGGAUACUGAAAUGAAGAACUUGGAACCAGUUCCUGGAUUGCCAGAAGCUUUGCCUGCUCCUCCUGAAGAAUUGGCUAACAACUACUUCAAUUUGCCAGCAACACCCUCCAUAUUGCCUCCUGCUCCUCCUCUACCACCUCCCGGAAAUGCAAUGCCGCCAUAUCCACCUCCUCUCGCCAUGAUGCAAGGACCACCACCAUUAGGUUUAGGCUUUUCAUUGCCACCUCCUCCACCCCCUAUGCAUUUCAUGAGACAACGAAGUGUUUCAAUACGCCCCCCUCCUGUUGCUAUGCCCCCUGGUUUACGGCCUCCUGGUUCUUAUCCGCCACCCCCUCCGCAACCUCCAUCUUCUGAACCAGCAGCAUCAACAAGCUCUGAGGACUCUUCAACACAAGCAAAACCUGCAAUUCAUUAUCCAUCACAAGAUCCUCAAAGAAUGGGAUCUUCUGGCGCUGCUACUAAAUCUUAAAUGCAUUCUUCUCAAUUUGUACAAAAAAUGUAAGAUAUUUGAUCUUUGUACUGAUUUGUCAGAAAUCUGAAAGGAAGUAACAAGUAUAUAUAAAACUAAAAGUAAACAUAUAUAACAACACUGGCAAUGGAUAAAUUAUACAAACUAUUAGGGCAGUUGGUAUAUUGCUAAAAUAAUUUUUUUUUUAAUUUUUUGUUAAAAAAAAUCAGAAUCUGUUUGAAAGUUUCCAAUUUUCACUCAACUGCGAAAAGAAGCUGAUUAUAUCAAAUAUUACCAACUCUUCACUGGAAAAUUUUUGACAUAUUAUUACAUAUUGACUUAGCUUAAAACAUUAUUUUAAUAAGUUUCAAUGUUGUUUUUUUUUUUCUUUCCAAAAAAUGGUGAUAAGAAACUCCUCAUAUAUUUAAACGUAGUUUUAUCUCAUUACAUAAAACUUGCUACCCGAUUUCGUAUAAUAUUGUUUUAAAUAGCAUUUCAAAGAAAGAUAUCUCAGAAUGAAUAUUUUCUCAAUAUUGAGGUAUAGAAAACUAACACUAAUUUAUCAAUUUGUAUCGUACCAACUACAAGAAUCUGGCAGUUUUAAUGUUAAUUAUAAGUUUAUAAAUUGUAUUUAGUGUUUGUUUUAGAUUUUUGAGUUUUGAUACUCUAGUAUAUAAUGUUAAAACAAUUUUAAUGAUUACUUUUAUGUAUGGGUUUUCUUUUUUCCAUAAAAUUAUAUCUUUUUUUUAAACUUUAAUUACUAAAAUGAAACAGUCUUUUAUUUUUAUUGUCAGGAAAAAUAGCUUCAGACAUAAACUGUCACUUUAUUUUUAUAUGUUUAAAAAUUUAUUUUUUUUAGUUGUGACAUUUAAUAAAGGGAGCGUUCUGUGUGAA